UGGGAAACGCUUCAGUAGCCCUCCCAAUCCGAGGGGGAAAUCGUGACGGAAGCGGUACAGUGUAUAAUUUGGAAAUUACGUUAAAAGGGGCUCGGAGCAAUAAGGGGCGGAUUUAAUGAUCGAUUACCGCUCGGAAUAACAAAAGGUGGGCAUUAGGGAGUAGGGCUCACCCGUUUUUUGAAAGCGGAAGUAGGGAGCAAGUUGGUGGUUUGUACUGACCUUCGACCCGGAAAUAGGAAAGAGCACUGCUGCUUGCGCGGAGCUGGCGCACGCUUUCAAACGGAGGUUUCCGGCCUACUCGUUCCGUCAGCAUCAUGGGGAAGCCACGGCGGCGGAUCGCCCCGGGCCUGCGGGCUUCAGAGCCACAGGAGGAAAAGAUUGAGGAACCGGAGCCGGGAGCGCUGAAUGUCACCGAGGAGGCGGACGAUUUCCAUGAGCAGCGGCUGGAGGAAGCGGUGUUGGCGGCCCUGGGCAGCGAGGAGGAGAAAGACAGUGAGGAGGAGGUGGAGGAGGUGCUGGGUCUGCAGCUGUCCGAGAACAGCGAGACGGAAGAAGAAGCAGAAGAAGAUGAUGAUGUUGAAGAAGACGACGAGCCGCUGGACAUGGACAGUGACUUGGAAGAGCAGCAGGGUGGCGGUAAUAGGGGCUCUGGUCUCCCUCAUGAAUUUGCUUGGGGUCAGCGGAAGCAGUUGUAUUAUGGCACUGACUAUGGCAAGGCUGCCACUCGUUCCAAAGCAGCCAAGCAGAGUCAGGAGGAAGCUGAAGCUGAGGAGCAGGAGGAAGAAGAGGAAGCCCAGGCCAUCCAGAAACGGCUUGCACAGAAUCUGGGUGAGGAUGACUAUGGCUUGGAUCUGCUGCAAGCCUACGCCACAGCAACUGAGCAACCAAGUGAAAAAGACUCAGGAUGGAAAAUUGCCAAAGAUUUACACUCUCUUUCUAAAAAGGAGCAGCUGAGGCUGUUAAAAAAGGAAUCCCCUGAGCUGCUGGAGCUGAUUCAGGACUUUGAAGCCAAGUUAACUGAGCUCAGAGAUGAAUUGGAGCCCCUCAUGCAAAUGAUAAGAGAUGGGGUCAUCCCACAGGGGAAAGGUAGCCAAUACUUGCAGAACAAAUACCAUCUCUACUUAAAUUAUUGUUGCAACAUCAGCUUUUAUUUGGUGCUGAAGGCAAAAAGAAUUCCAGUCCAUGGCCAUCCUGUCAUCGAAAGACUUGUGACAUACAGAAACAUAAUUAAUGAAUUGGGAAUUCUGGACCAAAAAUUGUCCCCAGAAGUUCGUCUGCUUCUUAAAGAAUUCCAUAAUAAUGACAGUGAAAGGCUGAAAGGUAGAAAGCAGCCCAUGGUAUUUGUCAGAAAGCCUGUCAAUAAAAGCAAGCCUAAAACAGUUCAUAAGACUGCUAACAGUAAAACUGCUGAAGAACCUACUGAUGAUUCAGAUUUCGAUGAGGAGGCUGCCCUGAAUUAUUAUAGAGAGAUGGAAGAAAAGAUAAAACUAAAGAAAAAGAGGAAACAAGAUGAAAUGGAAGCUGUGGAAGAAUCAAUUAUGGGAGAGGAAGUACCAGAUCAAAAGAGAGGUGCAACAUAUCAGAUUGUCAAGAAUAAAGGCCUCAUGCCCAAAAGGAAGAAGAUUGAUCGUAAUCCCAGAGUCAAGCAUCGUGAAAAAUUCAGACGAGCCAAGAUUCGCCGGAAGGGCCAGGUUCGUGAGGUCCGAAGAGAAGAACAGAGAUACGGAGGCGAACUGUCUGGCAUCCGUGCUGGAGUUAAGAAGAGUGUUAAACUUAAAUGAUUAUUUUUGCAUUUUUCCCCCAUGCUGAAAGCAGUGAAUGUGAGUUCAAUAAAUCUUCUUUUUUGGGAAAACAAA
Messenger RNA from Hemicordylus capensis (graceful crag lizard), 1856 nucleotides. It is a transcript of the gene UTP3, whose product is annotated as UTP3 small subunit processome component. Bases 315 to 1781 code for a protein of 488 amino acids. Gene Ontology annotation, biological process: maturation of SSU-rRNA from tricistronic rRNA transcript (SSU-rRNA, 5.8S rRNA, LSU-rRNA). The transcript has a single exon. The record is from RefSeq and is a predicted model, not a curated record. Gene Ontology annotation, cellular component: nucleolus; small-subunit processome. NCBI's taxonomy places the organism in Eukaryota, Metazoa, Chordata, Lepidosauria, Squamata, Cordylidae.